Molecule: messenger RNA, 930 nt
Organism: Folsomia candida
Lineage: Eukaryota; Metazoa; Arthropoda; Collembola; Entomobryomorpha; Isotomidae
Exons: 5
Coding region: 50-799 (249 amino acids)
Source: RefSeq, a predicted model, not a curated record
AUUAACACAUCCCUGUGAAAAACGCGACUUUGGCAAAAUUCUCCAUUUCAUGUCAACAAAUGGGAACACAACGUAUUGCAAUAUAUGCCAGUGUAACAAUGCGCGAAAUAAAAAAUGUCAAGUUACCCCAGACUUCACAACAUGUGUUAAGAAACUAUUGAAUAACCACUAUAUAAAAGUUGAAAAGCGACAAACCCGCCAGUAUUGGGACAUUCCGUACCAAGGAAGUUUUACUUGUUGGAAUUGUAACGUUUGGAUUGGUUACCAGGACUCAGAUCGAAGGUACACCCCGCCUACUACAACUACGAUACACCCACUUGCCAUCAAUGAAGGAAUUAUAACGAAACUGAGCGAUUCCUACGCAAAUGAUGACGCAAGAAGGAUAGGAUGCCUUUUUUCCGCAUCAUAUCCCGCCUUUAAAUAUUUAUCUUGCAAUCCGUUCGAAACUGCGGAUAAGGAAGGCAUCGAUUUAAGUAAUGAACCCAUUCAACCGAUGAAAUGUUGUACGCGUCAACCCGACUCAGCAAACGGGAUUUGCGCCCCGAAUCCAUUCAAGGAUCAGAGUGCCCCAUUUAUUUGUCUGUGUACCGCUACCAAGAGUUCAUGUGCCGGUCGGUUUACUGGGUUACCAUGUUGUCAAAAGGAUGCAACUUGUGUCAAUGGUAAAUGUGUUAAAAAUGGGAGAUGUAUCGCAAACGGGGUCCAAUGUUAUUCUAAUUCCGACCAUUGUUGCAACGGCAAAUGCACUUAUCACAGCGACGCUUGGGCAAUACGUCCCAGUCUCCGGUGUGGGCCGUAGAUCCUCCCAUUUUCGGAAUAGAGUUGGACAUACUUCUGCAAAAAAAAUCAAUCAAAUUCAUAUUUGUCCACUCCGAUCUUGACCAUCCUGAACUGUUGAUUUAUCAAUAAAGUUGGAAAUUUCGACCCAAA